Salarias fasciatus (jewelled blenny) is the source of this 2103-nucleotide messenger RNA. RefSeq names its product calcium-activated potassium channel subunit beta-2-like. The coding region runs from base 1112 to 2098 and encodes 328 amino acids. Gene Ontology annotation, molecular function: potassium channel regulator activity; calcium-activated potassium channel activity. Gene Ontology annotation, cellular component: membrane; voltage-gated potassium channel complex. The transcript is spliced from 4 exons. Gene Ontology annotation, biological process: potassium ion transport; detection of calcium ion. The record is from RefSeq and is a predicted model, not a curated record. NCBI's taxonomy places the organism in Eukaryota, Metazoa, Chordata, Actinopteri, Blenniiformes, Blenniidae.
CUGCUCUUGGUUCUUAAGGUUCUGUUUCAGCACCCUCGCUCUUUACUGUUUGUAUGAACAAAGUGGAUUUCAUUACAGAAACAAACAACAGCACCCACUAGUGGCCUGACCUGGAAACUGCAUCAUUGUCAGUGUUUUGGCCUUUUCCCUGUAAACGCACAUCGUUUUACAAAGAGUUGCUGUGUAAAUGUAACAUUUUUCUGAGACAACAACACAAAAGUGACGCAUUUUCACUUGAAGCAUGGUCGUAUGAACAGCCUGCUCUCUCCCUCAUGCCCCCUCCCGUUCAGUUUGUUCUCUCUCUGCUCCUUGAAUUGUUUAAUUUGUCACUGAAUGCAUGGUUUACUUUCAUUCAUUCAUUUUUAAUACUCGCAGUAUCAGGAUUACUUUUUCAUUCUGUGACAACAUUUAAGGUAAAAAUGGAAACACUAGAAUAAAAUAAUGUUCUGCUUUUACGGGGGAAUUAGGAUCCUGUGGGCUCCACUGGGUUUUAACUUUUAUUUUACUUUACACACUGAUGUGUUUGAAGUGGGUAUGAAACUGUUGGGACAGUUCAGAGGAUCCAGCAGAGCGAAUGGCCUUCAGGCUGCCAGCCCAGCUCAGUGAUUCCCCACCUGUCUCUGAACUCUCUUGAUCUUUUUGUUUUUCUUUUCGACAUAUUCCUCUUUCUCUUUAACCGGACAAGCUGAUAUUUUCCCUCCUGUUUUUACUUUUAAUGUAAACACUUAAACGGAGUAGCUUUGAGGCAUAAAUGCAGUUACUUUUAGAGUAAUGCAGGGUUCUUAAGCUCAUUUCUGUUCAGGUUCAACAUGAAUACCGUAGUUCAUCCUGAGUGGGGCGGGCGGUAAACAGUGCCAAAAUAACCUUUAAUCUUAAACUUUAAAGUUGUUGUUUGCUGUGGAGAAGAGUAUAUGUCAUAGAAAUGUCUAUAUUUUCACAAAAGUAAACAAUUAUCACCAAAAAGGGACUCCAAUGUCAACAUGAAGUCAAUUUUAAAGAAACUUUCUUGUGCAAAAUACAGUGAAAUGUCCUGAAACCUUCUCCUUUUGCCUGUUUUCACAAACUCACCUGUCAGCAUGGCUUUGAGGCUAAUGCUAGCCAGCUAGCUUUCAUGGCAGAGUCACCGAUAUCUCAGCUUUGGGUCUCAGUUACUCUGAAAAAUUCAGUUUUCAGUGAAAUCUUAAAAAUGUACUCGGUGGCUUGGCGGGCCGAACUGGAGCUUGUUGCAGGGCCGGUUUUGGACAGCAGCUGUCUCAGGGCGUCUCGGCCUCUGACCAGUCCCUGCUCGCCUCUCAGGUGGGCCGUCUCCUCAGGUGCUCACCGCGGACUCCCACUCCAUCGCUCCUCUGGAAGCAUGUUCCUGUGGGUCGGAAACAAAGCGCCGGAUGAAGGAGGAAGGAAAUCCAUCUACCAGAAGAUCUGUGAGCACCAGGCUCUCGACAAGAGGAGGACGGUGACGGCUCUGCGGCCAGGAGAGGACCGGGCCACGCUGCUGGGCCUGAGCAUGGUGCUCUUCUCCGCCAUGAUGUACUUUGUGCUGGGGGUCACGGUGCUGCGCUCCCACUCCGACAGCGUGUGGACGGACGAGAACAGCUGCACCGUCGUGAACUCCACCAUCGUGUGGGACGUGAACUGUUCGUACAGCUGUGGAGCGGAGUGCUGGCGGAGGUCCCAGUACCCCUGCCUCCAGGUCUACGUCAGGAUCAACUCCUCCGAUAGGGUGGUGCGACUGCUGCACAACGAGGAGGCGCACGAGAGGAAUCCAGAGUGCUUCUACAUUCCAAAGUGCCAGAAGGAUUACUCGGCCACCCACGCCGUCGUUCAGAACGUUUCCCGCCGCCUCAGGUCUCAGCGUAGGGUUCAGUGUUUUGUGGACCCUGGAGGCAGGUCCAGCAGUGCCCUCCUGGCCCCGUUCUACGGCCGGGCGGCGGUCUUCUACUCCCUGUUCUGGCCCACCUGCGUCUUGGUCGGGGGGACGGCCAUCGUCGCCAUGGUGAAGCUGACGCAGUACCUGUCCAUCAGGUGUGAGAGACAGACGAGGACGCCCCGCUCGCGGCUCAUCGGGACCCGUCCUCUGACCGGGACAGAGGAGGUCUGAACCAG